This is a messenger RNA of Colletotrichum destructivum, 3314 nucleotides long. Its product is annotated as Putative R3H domain, SUZ domain, R3H domain superfamily protein. The record is from RefSeq and is a predicted model, not a curated record. Gene Ontology annotation, molecular function: nucleic acid binding. Gene Ontology annotation, biological process: galactose metabolic process. The transcript is spliced from 7 exons. The coding region runs from base 704 to 3136 and encodes 810 amino acids. Lineage: Eukaryota; Fungi; Ascomycota; Sordariomycetes; Glomerellales; Glomerellaceae.
CGAGACGAGACCUGCUCAAUACUACCGACCUCUACCUACUCGCCAGAAUUUGUAACCACCACCCGAUUCUUCAGCCCGACGUCCCGCACGACGUUGUAGAGGAGAUGGCUGCCGUUUGACACCAUCCUGUACCAAACUGAGACCGCCGCUGUCAGCUCGAUUGGGAGUUGCCGGUAUUUAAGCUUCUUGCUCCUCGACCACGGACGGCUCCGCGACCGAGGAAGAGAGAUUAGAAGACAAGAGGGAACUUAACACCCCCGGGUUGAGGCAUCGCAACACAAUUUCGUUAUUCCAUUACCAUCACCCUGCUUGCACGCCGCCAGCGAGCCACUUUAUCUACCUAGCGAACCAAGAAGUUGCCCAGGCGCAGACCUGAUCCAAGCAUCCGAAGACGCCCAUUUCUCCUCUCUGACGAGAACCGGGACUAUCGACAAUCGACCAUCCAGGAACAAACCAGCUACGAUGACGAGCUUGUCCCGACGAUGAUCCACGGUAUUUCUUUUUCGCUCUGCAGGCCCGCCUUGAUCCAUUUUGUUUCUUGAUUUCGGAUAUCGUCCUUGAUCCUCUUCUCGAUCCCGGUUUUCAAUUCGUCUCGUCGCGCGCUACCGGCUCUCCUGCGCGAUUCAUCCCGAGCAGACGACUUUCACCACCGUCCCACUACCCACGGCUGAAGCCGAGCCACCUCUGAACCUCUGAUUCGGCGAUGGCUACUGCCCACAUGUCAUCCGACGUUCCUAAGCCCUCUUUCGCAAAGGUCGCUGCAUCGGCAUCAAAAGACAACCUACCUGUCACUACCGUGCGAAGAGUAACCGCGUCAGCUCAAAACCGCCCAGAGCAAGCCUCGUCCGCUGGCACCGCUCCUGUCCCUACACUCGUUGCAAACGGAGCCGACAGCCGCCCACCUCCGGCCAUGGACUCCACGAAGCCUGCACCGACAGCCGCCAAGCGCGAGCCCGCCCUGCCUAAGAAGACCGAUGCGACGGACCUUGUCGUAGAUGGACUGAAGGAUCUGAACAUUGGACAACGAACACCAAGCCUCGUUGUGAACGGAACGGGGUCUUCCUUUACUGAGCGAUCAAAAUCUGUGGCCAAGGAUGGUUCAGACGAUUCUCAGAAGGCUGAUUCCAGCUCCGAGCUUGGUACUAAGCCUCCCAGUCUGGAUGGAAAGAGUAUCACAUCGGGAACAACCUUCGCGUUAGAUGAAAAGGAAUCACUGCGACCAGACGAUAGCGCCAGCGUGAAAGCCGCGGCCGCUGAAGACGAUGACUCGUUUUCCUUCCGAGGGCCGAACCUACCCAGUUCCAGGAUGGGCUCCGACAUAGCUGCGCGUGCGAGGGGUAUCAUUCAACUUGGGGACAUGCCGGAUCGCCGCCUCGCCCAGCCCAUCUCCGGGUCUCUGAGUCAAGGCAUGAUUACACCGCAGAGCGCCUCUUCCGACCAGCCACCGAUGCCCCCUGCCAAUGCUUUGUCGGCCACUCUCCCCGAUUCGGCCAAUCUCUUGAACACCAUCUACGGACAAGCGCCAGACGAGAAACUGUUGGAGGCUAUGGCCUCUCCGAAGGACAGGCUAUUCUUGUUGCGACUUGAGGCUGAGUUGAUCAAGUUUGUUCAGAAUUCCAAGGAGCCGUACAUGGACUUUCCUCCAUCCAAUUCCUUCUGUAGAAUGCUCACCCACAAGCUGGCCGAUUAUUACCGGAUGACACAUCAGUAUGAAGCUCGUGUUGGAUCUGUGCGCAUAUUCCGAACCCCGUACGCCAGGGUGCCCGAGUCGCUGGCUAGUAUCGCUGCCCCGGAGACGAAUGCUGAGACACCACCUCCGCCCGCGGUGCUGCCGCGAAAGAUCAUGCGACGCGGAGAGGAGGGAGAAUUCGGUCCCAAUAGCGCUUCUCCAUCUAAGGCUACGUCCGAGACCGGUAGUGACUCCAAGGACAAGUCGGCUGCUGCCAACCAGAAAUUGUCGAGGGAACAGCGGGAAGAGGCGUACAAGCAAGCCCGCGAGAGGAUCUUUGGCAACUCUGAAAAGACGGGAGAAUCAACACCCGACAAUGAAGGUGAAAAUGGAGUUUCACGCGCCAGCUCAGUCUCUGCCCGAGAUAAGACCCAAAAUGGCAAACGGGGCAAAAUGGGCAAACAGAGACGGGAUGAUUCCGACAGCUUCGACUCGAGACAUAACUACACUCCCUACUGGGGCCCGCAGCAACAGACGUGGAUGCCGCAGCCCCAGUACGUCCCUGUAUCCAACCAGUAUGGUGCUCCAGUGCAGCAGCAGCCUCAGCAGCAACAGCCUCAGCAGUCGUACCCCAACCAGAUUCAAGCACCUUACAACACGACGCCAACUCAAACCUUUGCUCCCAUGAUGCCCAAUGCGGGUUACAAUGCGUCGUACCCCAACAUGCCGCCGUACCCGUCACAGCAGCCGAACCAAGCACGGUUCCAGCCGCCUGCAAACCCCAGCAAUUAUGGGGGAGCUGGACCGGUUCCUCCGCAACAGCAGCAAGGCUGGCAGCAAGGCUUUGGGCCGGCGCCGGUGCCAAUGACUCCUCCCUCUGCGGCCAAUGCGACCGCCUACACUCCGCGAGGCAUGUCCGCCCCGCCCGGACAAGGCACGGUUCCGUACAUGUACGGGCAGCUGCCGGCGAAUAUCAACCCAAACGAUCCCAAGAGUCAGCAUCCUAUCCCCGGUAGCUACAAUCGGCAUGCUUUCAACCCCAAAACGCAGUCGUUUGUCCCUGGUGGUGGCAUGGCCCCGAUGCAGCCGCCACAACCACCGUUCAGCGCUCCUGGCUCUCACCAUGGUAGUCCCCAGAUUGGAUCACCUCAUCUGGCAUACGCCGGCUACCAACAGCCAGGACCGCCGGCGCCUUACGGCUACGGUAUGGCCCGGCAGGGGUCAAACAACUCGAUUCCUUCAUACCACCCUCCACCGCCUCAGCACCCUCAUCACCUUAACCCUUUGCCCCAAGCACCGGGCUCUCAUACGCCUCAACAUCCGCCGCAACACCUCCCGCAAAACCCCUCUCCCCAUAUUCCCAACAAACCCGUCAUCCCCCAGGGCCCAGCUGGACAUACGUUCAGCCACCUGCCGCACUACGGCAACCCUGCUACUUUGCCACAGAAACCAAACAUGGGUGUUUAGGUGAGCAUUUGACGUUGAGGGUCUAUGGCAGAAUGAACGGCGCAUGGGGGGGUGGGAUGGUACUUAAAGGCACUGCAUAUCGGCGUUCAUACAGGGGCGGAUAGGAUGGCAUCAGAUCACGUGUAGGCUAUUGCAUGCUAGAACACUUACGUACCUUAAUUGUCACUCAACUUUCUUG